GAGUUGGACGUCGCGAGGGUCAAAGCUUUCGGCGCUUCCUUGGCGACGGAUGCCAACUUCACGGGAACAGCGUGCCAGUUUGCUUCGGUAGAUGAAGAAGCCGGCUUUAUCCUUUUGCUGCAUGCGCUUGACUUCGGCUCUGGGUGGCGACAGGAACUGCACAGACAUCAUGGAAAGGGGGCAUAUCUAACCAUUAAGCCGGGCGUCGAAGCGCUCCAUGCGAGGGCGGCUGCAGCAGGCGGCUUCAGCGCAGAGUGGCUCAGCAGCCGUAGCCUGGGCGAUGUUGCCAAAGCCUUUGCCUUGGAAGGAAACCCGGAACUGAAAGGCUUGGUCGACCUCCUGUUGCAAGUGAUUCACGAACUGGGCGAAGGCUGUGCCAAAGAAGGGUCCCUCGAAGCAUUUGUGGCACAAGCUUUGAAUGCCUGUGCCGACUCAGAAACACCUGCAGCAGAGAUGGUGUGGGCACUCGUGGACACUUUUCCUUCAACUUUUGACGAUAGAUACAUCCUUCGCGAAGCCCAGGCUGUAUGCUUCUUCAAGAAAGCUCAGCUGGUGGUCGGGGAGCUCUUUCAUCGCUUCCGCGAGGAAGACCACCGAUUCCGGUUUCCCGAUGGCGACCAUCUGACGGCCUAUGUCGACAACGUGAUUUGCGCCACUCUCAGGUACAAGGGCGUCGUUGUUGCAAGUGAAGAAGCGACGAAGAUGAUCGAAGAGGGGCAAGAGUUGCCCAAGGGCUCGGAGUGGGAAGUUUGCUUCCGGGCUGCUGCGCUCUGCGGCGUCGAAGCCGUCAAAGGAGCCACAGAAGAUGCCAUCACCUCCUCCGAGCUCGGGAACUACCUCUGGGCCGGCUUGGGAAAGGAGCCAGCAAUCCGAAAGUACCAGCGCCAUGCAACCAAGACG
Messenger RNA from Symbiodinium sp. CCMP2456, 900 nucleotides. Lineage: Eukaryota; Dinophyceae; Suessiales; Symbiodiniaceae. The record is from the annotation of a GenBank genome assembly.